Capra hircus (goat) is the source of this 2044-nucleotide messenger RNA. RefSeq names its product ubiquitin C-terminal hydrolase L5 (gene UCHL5). Gene Ontology annotation, cellular component: cytoplasm; Ino80 complex. The record is from RefSeq and is a predicted model, not a curated record. Gene Ontology annotation, molecular function: proteasome binding; cysteine-type deubiquitinase activity. The transcript is spliced from 11 exons. The coding region runs from base 248 to 1234 and encodes 328 amino acids. Gene Ontology annotation, biological process: ubiquitin-dependent protein catabolic process; protein deubiquitination. Lineage: Eukaryota; Metazoa; Chordata; Mammalia; Artiodactyla; Bovidae.
CCAAAUCCGCUCGUGGUCCUCCGCGGCGCAGGGAGAGUCUCGCCAGCUCCCGGGCGGCUAGAGCGUCCGCCCGCGCUCUGUCGCGUUCCAGGUGACGGCGCCGCGGAGGCUGUCGGGAAGUAGGCGGGGUGACGUGAGGUGGACGAGCCCGCGGCGGGUUUGCCGAGCUCUGUGGCCGGCGCUGGCAGGAGCGAGGGCCGGGGCUCCCGGAGCCGGAGGUGGAGCGGGGCGGCGCGCGGCCGGGGCCAUGACGGGCAAUGCCGGGGAGUGGUGCCUCAUGGAGAGCGACCCCGGGGUCUUCACCGAACUCAUUAAAGGAUUUGGUUGCCGAGGCGCCCAAGUAGAAGAAAUAUGGAGUUUAGAGCCUGAGAAUUUUGAAAAAUUAAAGCCAGUUCAUGGGUUGAUUUUUCUUUUCAAGUGGCAACCAGGAGAAGAACCAGCAGGCUCUGUGGUUCAGGACUCCAGACUGGACACAAUCUUUUUUGCCAAGCAGGUAAUUAAUAAUGCUUGUGCUACUCAAGCCAUAGUAAGUGUGUUAUUGAACUGUACUCAUCAAGAUGUCCAUUUAGGAGAGACAUUAUCAGAGUUUAAAGAAUUUUCACAAAGUUUUGAUGCAGCUAUGAAAGGUUUGGCGCUGAGUAAUUCAGAUGUCAUCCGACAAGUGCACAACAGUUUUGCCAGACAGCAAAUGUUUGAGUUUGACGCUAAGACAGCAGCAAAAGAAGAAGAUGCUUUUCACUUUGUCAGUUAUGUUCCUGUUAAUGGGAGGCUGUAUGAACUAGAUGGGUUAAGAGAAGGACCGAUUGACUUAGGUGCAUGCAAUCAAGAUGACUGGAUCAGUGCAGUGAGGCCAGUCAUAGAAAAAAGGAUACAAAAGUACAGUGAAGGUGAAAUUCGAUUUAACUUAAUGGCUAUUGUGUCUGACAGAAAAAUGAUAUAUGAACAGAAGAUAGCAGAGUUACAAAGACAACUUGCUGAGGAACCCAUGGAUACAGAUCAGGGCAGUAAUAUGUUAAGUGCUAUUCAGUCAGAGGUUGCCAAAAAUCAGAUGCUUAUUGAAGAGGAAGUACAGAAAUUAAAAAGAUACAAGAUUGAAAAUAUCAGAAGGAAGCACAAUUAUCUGCCAUUCAUUAUGGAAUUGUUAAAGACUUUAGCAGAACACCAGCAGUUAAUACCACUAGUAGAAAAGGCAAAAGAAAAGCAGAAUGCAAAGAAAGCACAGGAAACCAAAUGAAGAAGAUGCUUUGGGAUGUGCAUACAUUUCUGCUUCUGCGCUUAUCUUCAUGGAAACCAUUAAGUAUAAAGAACCUUGAGCAACUUUCUCACUGACUCAGUGCACGUGUGGCAGUAGUGCCAGUCUGUCUUGUCGUUAAUGCAUGGAUCCAUAAACUCUCCCUACCUGCAUCAUAUGCAUGUGGUGCGUGCUCAAUAAAAGCGGUGUUCAGAGCGCUUGCCCAGAUUCCAUUAUUUGACAUUGGAUCUGAGCACUCCUGUUGGUUCCUUGGGUAGAUAACUGCCAUAAUGAACCUAGAAAAUGGACAAAUGCUAUUCUCUACCUGUAAUUGUUAUAAUUAAUCUUUCAUUCAAUCUUCCCCCUCAGUUAAAUACUUAAAAUUUAUAAAUGUCAGAUCUUGAUUAAACUGAAUCUCUCUUCUUCUCAUCAUUAAUGAAAAAAAAUCAAUAUUUCUAUCUUAUAGUAUCUUAAGUAUUUUGAAGAUUUAAAAAUGAUUUUAUCUUCUAUACAAUUAUUUAAAAAAGCUUGAUUUUUUAAGCAGAUCAUUGAAAAGAACAAAAGUAUAAUUUCUAGUGAUUUUCAUUGCUACCAGUAGAAAAAGUAAUAAACAUCCCAAUUUUAUUUUAGCAAACAUUUUUCAGUGUUUGGAAUUAUUUAUGUAUUGUAGAAUUGUCUCAGGAAGGUGUAUUAUGCGUCAAAGCAAAAGUUUAGAUUAAGAGCAAAUUGUGAAAUCUUCAAGAUUUUGGGUGUUACUCAGUUUGGCAACAUUUUUUCAAGCUGUAUCUUUAUAAAAAAUCAAAGGUUGAUCAA